GACAAUUAAUUCACUAAAUAAUGAUUGUCUUAUAAAUAUAUUCAAGCAAAUUCCAUUAACAGAAAUGCCAAAAAUAGAAUCAAUUUGUCAAAGUUGGACUGACGUAUGCAACAAAUUAUACUGGCCAAAGAUAAAAUAUUUUUUCUUUACUGGACAUUUUUUAUCGAGCCAUUUAAAAGGUAAAACAAUUAUCAAACAAUUAUUAUUUCGAUUUGGAAAAUACGUGACGAAUGUAUCAAUUGAAUCCCACUAUUAUUCAACAAUAUUAUUAUUAAAUUUUAUGAAAAAUUAUUGUCCAUUUAUAUUGGACAUAAAAUUUACAAUAAAAAAAACGAAUAAUACAGAAUUACGACAAGCAAUUGAAAGUAUUAAUUCACUCAAAAUUUUUAAUAUUAAUGAUGAUUCAAUUGAUGACGAAAUUACUGCUGAUAGUAAUGAUAAUUUUUGGGAACCAAUUUUGCUUGAAAUACCAAAAGCAGUUGAAGGUCUUGAUCUUUACAGUGAUGACAAUCCAACACCGAGAAUUGAAGAUUUUAGUAUUUUGAAAAGGUUUUAUAAUCUCUGUCAAUUGAGUUUACAUAAAGAAAUACUUGACAGCAAUACAAUCAAAAUAAUUGCUGAUAAAAAAUCAUUGAUUAAUCUUGAAUUGAUUGAUUGUAUAUUUCUUGGUAACACAGUGUUUCUAUCAAAUUUAACAAAUUUAAAACAGCUGACGUUAAUUAAUGCCGAGAAUUUUGAUGAUGAUACAAUCAUUGAUAUUACAAAUAAAUGUCAUUACAUACAAUAUCUGGAUUUAUCAAUGUGUAAUGAUUUUAAUAAUUCAACACUCAGACAACUGAGUAAUUUAGAUAAACUUCAAGUGUUGAAUUUAAGUGGAACAAUAAAUGUUGAUGACAGAAUUUUUUAUCAUAUGUAUCAUUUAAGAAUACUUGAUUGUUGGGGAUGUCAAGAUGUCACUGAUGUUGGUAUUGGGAUCGUUUUAGAUCAGUGUGUUAAUAUUGAAAAAUUAUAUAUUUCUAAAACUGGAAUAACACAUGAGAGUAUUAUAAAUGCAGCUAAAGUUAGUAGAGAUCGUAAAAAAAAUAUUGUUUUAAAAAUUUAUAUUUGUGAUUCAAGACAAUCCGGUAUACCUGGUUACGGUCAUGUUAAAGCAGUUGUAACAGAAAUUAGUGGAAAUCAUGAACGUGCUGUUGAAAUAUUUGAAGCAGCACACAGAUCAGGAUUUAUAUUGUUUGGUUGUGUUGUAAUUGGUUCACCACUUGGUGGUGUAGCUGGUCUUCUAGCAGCAGAUUUAUCAUCAUCAAUGUUUGAGCGUAGACAUGUUGGUGUCAUUGAACAUGCUUUUCAUAUUGAAAAUAAAACAGCAAGUCAAAAUAUUGAUCUUGUGUUGGAUUUAACACUUGCAGCAACUACAACAACUAAAUUACAAGCAUCUGUUGUUCCUCAUCCACGAAGAAAAUUUUCAGUUGAAUUAAAAAUGAAAGAAAUUGGUGAUCCAAUUUUAAGAAAUGAUCCACGUUCAAUUACAUCACAAAAGUCUGACGAGAGCCUAAAAUUAUUGAUUCAACCUUAUACACCAAUGGAUCAUGCUAAAGAAGAUAAAUUACAUAAAAAUAAAACUAAUUAA
Messenger RNA from Aphidius gifuensis, 1627 nucleotides. RefSeq lists its product as uncharacterized. Lineage: Eukaryota; Metazoa; Arthropoda; Insecta; Hymenoptera; Braconidae. Gene Ontology annotation, cellular component: SCF ubiquitin ligase complex. Gene Ontology annotation, biological process: SCF-dependent proteasomal ubiquitin-dependent protein catabolic process. The coding region runs from base 65 to 1627 and encodes 520 amino acids. The transcript has 5 exons. The record is from RefSeq and is a predicted model, not a curated record.